This is a messenger RNA of Physcomitrium patens, 1006 nucleotides long. RefSeq names its product vacuolar protein sorting-associated protein 28 homolog 2. Gene Ontology annotation, molecular function: protein-containing complex binding. The record is from RefSeq and is a predicted model, not a curated record. Gene Ontology annotation, biological process: protein transport to vacuole involved in ubiquitin-dependent protein catabolic process via the multivesicular body sorting pathway. NCBI's taxonomy places the organism in Eukaryota, Viridiplantae, Streptophyta, Bryopsida, Funariales, Funariaceae. Gene Ontology annotation, cellular component: ESCRT I complex.
UCUGGUCAUGGGGCCUGGUGAGUCUGGGCAUGCAGUGCUUUGUCGUCUCCUUCGUGGAGAUCAGGCUUUAGGGUUUGUCACAGCUAGGGCUGCCAACUGUACGCAAAUUCAAUCGAAGCAACAUUUCUGGAGGAAUCGAGAGCGUCGAGGAGCAGGAGAGGAUGCGCCGUGAGGGAACUCGAUGCGAGGUUUCAUGGCGUUCGGGGAACAACGGGAGGUGCGACUAUGGCACGACAAGCGGGAGCGGGAGAUGUAUGACAACUUUGCAGAUCUGUUUGCGAUCAUGAAGACGACGGAGAAGCUAGAGAAGGCGUACGUGCGGGACCUGGUAAGCGCUAAGGAGUAUGAACCGGCAUGCUCCAAGUUGAUAGCGCAGUUUCGAACGUUGAAGAUGGCGUUGAAGAACUGCGUGCUGGACGUGGAGCGGUUUGCAGAUACAUAUAGGAUGGAUUGUCCGGCAGCUCUGAACCGGCUGUUGGUCUCGGGAAUUCCUGCUACUGUCGAACAUAAGAGCGCAUCCUCGGAUGCUGGCACUGCAGCUGCUGUGGCAGAAUGUGUGCAGAUUUUUAUUACCGCCAUGGAUGCUUUGAAGCUAAACAUGCUUGCUGUUGAUCAGGUUCACCCUAUGAUGUCAGACCUUAUCCUGGCUUUGAGCAAAGUACCACAGCUAUCCCCUGAUUUUGUGGGGAAGGUGAGGGUGAAGGAAUGGAUAGCAAGACUCAACAAAAUGGGCGCAUCUGAGGAGCUCACUCAAGAUCAGGCUAGGCAACUCUCCUUUGAUUUGGAGAUGUCAUAUAAUGGUUUCAUUCAGUCAUUGCCUAAGUCUUCAUAGGAUCUGUAGCAUUUUAUACGAUGGCAAUCCCUGUUUCAGGAGUGGGUGGAACAUAUUUUUUGUAAAUAGAUCUUUGUGUUUUAAAUUUGUACAUCAAGAAUCUAUUUUUCUGAAUCAAAUUAUUCAAUGUACACAAGAGUACAUGUGUCAGGUCAUUGACCUGUUCUCUGGAUA